GAGUGGUCGGGUGGGAUCUUUUGUUAUUCUUUUUCUUCUUCUAUUUUUUGUUUGUCCGGAUGCGGCCGCGCGAGCCACGAUGGAUUUCGUAGAAACGAAACCCGUUAUCGCCAACAUUUCAGAGCAAAAACUACAACCCGUAGAGAUCGAGAUUCUUCCCGGGGUCUACGACAUCAUCCGGAGCAUCGAAAAGGAUCCGAUCGAUAACACCGCCAAACAGAAGGAAAGUGCCGAGUGCAGCCAGAAGGUGUUGGAGUUGCAGCGAACUCUAGAGGCGGCCCGGAACACGAUCCGCAAGCUGCACGGCAUCGAGUACAGCAAGGAAGAGCAACUGCGGAGGCUCGACAGCCUCCGGAAGCAGUUGGCACUGAAACAGCAGCUUAUCAAGAAGUAUAAGAACGUCCAGUUCUAG
Messenger RNA from Anopheles darlingi, 412 nucleotides. RefSeq names its product mediator of RNA polymerase II transcription subunit 9 (gene MED9). Lineage: Eukaryota; Metazoa; Arthropoda; Insecta; Diptera; Culicidae. The coding region runs from base 80 to 412 and encodes 110 amino acids. Gene Ontology annotation, cellular component: mediator complex. Gene Ontology annotation, biological process: regulation of transcription by RNA polymerase II. The transcript is spliced from 4 exons. The record is from RefSeq and is a predicted model, not a curated record. Gene Ontology annotation, molecular function: transcription coregulator activity.